AUGAAUUGGGAAUUAUUAGAGGCGAAAAAUAUUGAAUGUAAUAUUGCUGCCGUCGAGUUAUUAGAGGCGAAGAAUAUUGAAUGUAAUAUUGCUGCCGUCGUAUCUUUUUUUGUAUUAGGCGAAGAAUAUUGGAUGUAA
Messenger RNA from Funneliformis geosporum, 138 nucleotides. Lineage: Eukaryota; Fungi; Glomeromycota; Glomeromycetes; Glomerales; Glomeraceae. The record is from the annotation of a GenBank genome assembly.